This is a messenger RNA of Anneissia japonica, 3286 nucleotides long. Its product is annotated as sine oculis-binding protein homolog A-like. The transcript has 4 exons. Gene Ontology annotation, cellular component: nucleus. Gene Ontology annotation, biological process: animal organ development. The record is from RefSeq and is a predicted model, not a curated record. NCBI's taxonomy places the organism in Eukaryota, Metazoa, Echinodermata, Crinoidea, Comatulida, Comatulidae. Bases 178 to 2487 code for a protein of 769 amino acids.
UCCAGACCCCUUCUGAUGUAGGGGAAAAUUUAACGCUGUACUUUUUUCUAUGUGCUGGAUUGCUGCCUUUUGUUAAUCGCUGUCUUGUCAUGUGUAUUAAUAAAGCACUCAUGUUGUUUAUUUGAAGUAAGCAACGCUACUUUGUGGUGUCAAAUUCAAUUUAGCAAUUCCUGUGCUAUGGAUGAGAAUUAUAACCGAAGUUCAAAAGAAGAGAAAGAGAGAGUGUGCUCAUCGUCGAGUAGCAGUGCAAUGUCGGAUUGUCCAAGCACGAACGGAGGUGGUGUUGUUGGUGUCAAAAAGAAGCCUGUUGUUGUGAAGCAGGAACCCGAUUUAGCUCCAUCAACCACUGGGCCAGAUGACGUUUCGGACUACGCCCAGAAUACGAUGAAUGAACUUCUCGCUAUUUAUGGAUACGAGGGCGUGGACAAGUCUGUAACGCGCCAAUUGCACCUCAUGAACUUCUCUCAGAAGCAAGAUGAGCUUGAAGAAGCAAACCGUUGUGGCCAGAAUGUUUCUGAGCGUGAAGAUGAUUCUAAUUCUCAAGAUUCUCUUCAUCUCCAAUCUGCAUCCCCGCGUCUGUCAUCAAACGGAUCUGCUGAGCAACAGCCAGUCUCCACUUCACGUGAUCAGGAGGUUGCAGGGUCAUCAGAUAUGCGGAGUUCCUCGCUCAAUGAUCCUGAUAAUCGAAUUCUGUGUGAUUGGUGCAAGUCAUACCGACCAAAGUGUUUUACCUUGAGUACGUCAACGCAGACGAAGGCAUUCUGCAGCGAACGUUGUUUUGCCUCCUGUCGGAGAGUGUACCUUAAAUACAAUAAGAAGAUUUGUAACUGGUGCAAGCACAGUCGACAUAAUUGUGAGUAUGUCACAUUUCGAAAUGGAAGCCAGACUUUGCAGUUCUGUAGUGGGAAGUGUUUGUCUCAGUUCAAAAAAAAUGAAGGCAUUGCCACCGAGAUGAACUCAAAUCCCUAUGAUGCAGACACAGUCUAUCCUGAUGGGAAGAAUAUGGAUAAGUUUCCAAACAGAUCAUCGCUGGAUCCCAGAGGCAGUGGUGAUGCUUCACCCCCUGAGCCUGUUGGUCAUGCUAUCAAACAAUCGAACGAUGGAAGAGCGGUUCUAGUAAGUCCAAAGUAUAGGAGUCAGCCAUUGAAUCUCACCUCAUCUUUACCAGGCGUAAACACCCAAUUCAAUUUACUGCCAACAACUCAGUUAAUGCCGGGACAAAUGAUCAGUCCAUUCCAGACCAUUAACUCCCCUAUUUUUCAAUUUCCAACGUUCAUGCAACCACACCAAAUGCUUGUCCAACAGCAAUCGCCUUUGGUUGUCAACCAAAAUCUAAACCAUACAAAUCGAAGGGUGAACAACGCAACUCACGACCAAGAAAGAUACAAGCAUCAUGAGAGUGUUGAAGACAAUGGCCCAGAGAACUACCGUGCAUCUGAAAGCACAAGGGUCAACAGAAGUAAAAAGAGUUCAUCCAAUGGACAUAGACCAGAAAGAUCUUCACCACAACUGUGUUCUCUGUUACCACCAACUACCAUUAUGGUUCCUCAUCCUGUGUUUGUACCAAUACCAAUUCCAGUUCCAAUACCAAUUCCAGUUCCUGCUAACAAGUUUCCAAAGUCUUUUGAAAGAGCCUUCAACAACCAAGUACCGGAAGAAGAACCGACCUCCUCAAAAGUAAGCAGAGAACAUGUUGAUCGACAAGAACAAGAAUACAUAGAGCCGAGUGAAACAAUUGACAGUGGUAGAAACAGCCCAGUAGCUUCUCAUUUGAAUGUACAACAAAAAAGAAAGCUUUUACCAAAACCACAAAACAGUCCAUCAUACAUGCCAAACACCCUCCAUCCAUCAUACAUGAGCAUGUCAAGUCAUACUUCAGUAGAAAAUGCGAGCCCUAUCGAUCCCAUCUCCCUCCAACGUCCACAAUUUGUAAUGCUCAACCGCCCUCCUCCAAAUAAAUUGCCGAUUCCACGCAUGCCACGUAAACCGCAGUUAAAAGAUCGUUCUGACGAUGUUCAAAGGCUCAUUGAAAAAUAUCCCCGUCAGUUAAGUGCUAGUACAUCACAUAUAAACGGCAUGAGCGAGAAGAUGGGAAAUGCCGAGAGUUCCAGCAAAGUUCGAGAAGCUUUACGCUGUCAUUUAACGCGCCGUCUGUCGCAAUCUGCAGUUAAUCUUGUAGAAGCAUCAAAGUUGAAAUUGAGUCCAUCCGAUGAGCUUCGACGGAGCUUGAGUCUCAGCCGAUUGAAUGAGGACCAAGAAAAUAAACUUGCAUCUAAGGUAAGCCAUAGCUUAGGCAACCUGCAUGAUGGUACUGCCUCUGGGAGUUCCCGUGGUGCUACAGUGACUGAUGAACAGAUCCGACAGGAUGCAGCUCACAGUGCCAUCAGACCAGAGAGCCUCAAGCGACCUCUGGAUUCAGAUGUGUAUAGACUCAUGGAUCUUAAGUUGAAAAGGAAACGAUUCCUUGCAGAUAUGGACAAUACAUAAAAAUGUGAUUUAUUACUAUUCAAUUAUAUGGAUUUUAUAUCUGAAGUACCUGUUGUAUUCCUUGUUUACAUUGUAGAUAUAAAAUGUGCUUAGUAGAAUAGAAAUAUUUAGUAAAUUCUGUUUACUUAAGCAGUGCUUAUUUGCAUGUAAUUAAGAAAAGACUUAUUUUUUUCAUUAAAACUUUUAAUAAAAUGGCAGGUUCCAUUUUAAAGAGAUUUUUAUCAAAUAAUGCUUAUCAAGUAGAGUUUCAAGUUUUGGGACCCAGUGUACUCACUUCGAUCACGUGAUUAGGACGUGGCAUAAUAAUAAGCAUGUCUUUGGCUGCAUCAUAGACAAAGUCAUAUAAAAUAUAUGUUUCUUGCCCAUGAGGCCUGACCGACAAAAUGUUAAAAUUUUAAGGUGAAUUUUUUAAGCCCAAAAUACUUACCUGGUAUUUGAAAAGCAUUUUUUAAUAUUUAAUACAUUUUCUACCUUAACUUGAUUUUGGCUCAUUGACUACCAAUUAAAGGGUAUGAAGUGAGUAAUUGUUUACUUAGGUGUGAGACUAUAAUUUUUAAAUUCCGAUGAAGAAACACUCUUGAUUUCGAAUGUUGCUGCUUGGGCAACCAACAAUUUUUUUUGUGGGUCUUUUUGAUAUAAUACAUUCUAUUUAAAAUUUUGCUGAAUACUACUAUUUAGCUUUGAUAGUAAAAUGCUUUUGAUUAAAUAUUUUCAAGUUUAAAUUUCUUGCUGGACAAGGAAAGAGUGGAUAUAAAUUUUGUAAGUUAAUCAUCUUAUUGAGUAAGAAUGAAAAUAAUUU